Cheilinus undulatus (humphead wrasse) is the source of this 3885-nucleotide messenger RNA. It is a transcript of the gene tnn, whose product is annotated as tenascin N. The coding region runs from base 1 to 3369 and encodes 1122 amino acids. The transcript is spliced from 18 exons. NCBI's taxonomy places the organism in Eukaryota, Metazoa, Chordata, Actinopteri, Labriformes, Labridae. The record is from RefSeq and is a predicted model, not a curated record. Gene Ontology annotation, molecular function: protein binding.
AUGACCACCAGACUGCUGUGGAGGGCCCUGUUCCUGUUGGCCUUACUGUGCUCUUUGUCCCACUUUGGCUCUGCCGAAAGCCUGCCAGAGACCAAAACUGAGCAGGGAGUCACCUUCAGCCAUGUCUAUAAAAUUGACGUCCCAGGAGGCUCCAAUUGUAAACUAGAGGGCCUGUCAAGCCAGGAUGGAACAGAUCUGCAGACAGAGACCACUAAGAAUGGAGAGAAUGACAUUAUCUUCAGACACAACAUUCGGCUGCAGACACCACAGUGUGACUGUGCUGAGUCAGAGAGCUUCAAGUCUCUCCUCUACAGAGUGAAUGGGCUGGAAGAGGAGGUCAACUACCUAAAGACCCAGUGUAGUCAGGGUUGUUGUGGAAAAGGUGGUAACAUAUUUUCCCUUUCUUCAGGAGUAGACACGAGCUGUAGUGGCCAUGGGACCUAUCAACACGAUGCCUGUAGCUGCCAGUGUAACCUGGGAUGGGAAGGCCCAGAUUGCUCCGUGUCGUCCUGCCCUGAUGAGUGCAACGACAAUGGCCGUUGUGUGGACGGGAAAUGCGUGUGCCAUCAGGGUUUCACAGGAGACGACUGCAGUCAGCUGAUGUGUCCAGACAACUGUAAUGACAAGGGACAGUGUGUGGAUGGAAAGUGUGUGUGUUUCCCGCACUUCACCGGGGAGGACUGCAGCAUCCAGAAGUGUCCCAAUGACUGCAUUGGAAACGGCCAGUGUGUGGACGGCCAGUGUGUCUGUGAUGAAGGCUUUUAUGGGGAGGACUGUUCAUUAGUGCUCGGCCCUCAGGGUCUGAGGUUGGUCCAGGUGACUGACGUGUCUCUACUGGUGGAGUGGGAGCCUGUUCGUGGAGCAGAAUAUUACAUUUUGACUCAUCAUCCCGAAGGAGAUCAGGGUGCAAUGAAACAAGUUCGGGUUCCCAACACAGAGAACUCAUACCUCAUCACAGGUCUGUCUCCUGGGGUCACCUACAUCGUUCAAGUGUAUGCUGUCAUCAGAGAAAUCCAAAGUGAAGCUGACAUGAUUGAAGCUACCACAGAUGUUUCUGACAUAGAUGAUAUCCAAGUUCUUGGUCAGAAUGAGGUUUCCAUCCAGGUGGACUGGAGGAACCCACCAGUGGAGGUGGACCACUUUAGGCUGACCCACAUCGACCCAGCAGGACAGGAGGAGGAGCAGAACGUACAGAUGAGCCAGGAGGCGCGCACCAGACACACUAUUGUUGGUCUGUAUCCUGGGACAGAGUAUCAGAUCUCAGUCCAGGCUGUCAAAGGAACCAGCGAGGGGAAAUCUUCUACUGUCACUGGUACUACAGACAUUGACUCGCCUACCAACCUGGUGACCACUGAAGUAACAGAGGACACGGCUACGGUGUCCUGGGAUCAAGUCCAGGCAGACAUAGACGGCUACAUGCUGAGCUACGUCUCAGCUGAGGGCUCUUCUGCAGACAUUCCUGUAGGACGUGACCGGACUUCAUACAGGCUGGUUGGCUUGAAGCCUGGAGUCGUGUAUACUGUCUACAUCUGGGCCUACAAGGGAGAGAGAGUGAGCAGGAAGAGUUCAACAGAAGCUGAAACAGAGCUGGACGCUCCUGCUAACCUCUUAGCUCAAGAUGAAACUGAGACCAGCUUCAGUGUGUCCUGGGAUCCAGUCAAGGCUCCCAUUGAAGGCUACUUGCUAACCUACAGCUCCUCUGAGGGCUCGUAUGAGCUCCCAGUUGGGUCGGACCGUUCUUCAUACACAGUGACUGGCCUGAGGCCUGGGGUCGUCUAUACGGUCCACCUUGUGGCUGUCAAGGAGAUGAAAGCCAGCACGAAGAUUUCAACUCAGGCUGAGACAGUUCUGGAUGCUCCUGCUAACCUCUCAGCUCAAGAUGUCACAGAGACAACCUUCAGUGUGUCAUGGGAUCCUGUCCAGGCCGAAAUAGACGGCUACAUGCUAACCUACAGCUCCUCUGAGGGCUCCAGUGGGGACAUCCCACUGAGCUCUGACAGCACCUCUUACAUGCUGACAAGCUUGAAGCCUGGAGUCCUUUACACGGUCUACAUCUGGGCUGUCAAGGGACCAAAAUCCAGCAGGAAGAUCUCCACACAGGCUGAGACAGAACUGGAUGCUCCUGCUAACCUCUUAGCCCGAGAUGAAACAGAGUCCAGCUUCAGGGUGUCCUGGGAUCCAGUCCAGGCCGACAUUGAUGGCUACAUGCUUACCUACAGCUCCUCUGAGGGAGAUAGUGAGGAGAUACCAGUCGGGUCUGACAGCACAUCUUACACACUGACCGGCCUCAGGCCAGGUGUCCUCUACACGGUCUACAUCUGGGCUGUCAAGGGGCGCAAAACCACCAGGAAGAUAUCAACCAAUGCAGAAACAGAGAUUGAUUCCCCCAGAGACCUGAAGGCGACAGACGUGAAGUUGGACUCUGCUGUUCUGACAUGGGUUCCUCCUCUGGCUGACAUAGAGGGGUACAUCCUCACCUACAGACUGGAGGAUGGCAACAUGGAGGCUGUUGAGAGGCGGCUUGGAGCCAGAGAGAGACAAUUUUCUAUGUCAGGUCUGGAGAUGGGAAAGAGAUACAUCAUUACCAUCAUUGCCUACAGGGGGAACAAGAGGAGCAGAGUUGUAGAGACCAUCUUUAAAACAGUCGGCCUCAUGUACCCGUUCCCCAUGGAUUGCAUUCAGAUUCUGAAAAAUGGCAAUAAGAAGAGUGGAAUCUACACCAUCUAUAUUAACAACGACCGCACCAAACCACUGGAGGUUUACUGCGACAUGGACACUGACGGAGGCGGCUGGCUUAUGCUUCAGCGCCGUAACAGUGGUAAGCUGGACUUCAUGAAACGCUGGAAACACUACAUGGCAGGUUUUGGCAACAUGACUGAUGAGUUCUGGAUUGGUCUGGAGAAGAUAUAUGAGCUGACCAACACUCCAACUCAGUAUGAGCUGAGGUUUGACCUGGGCCUGGGGUCAGAGAGAGCCUUUGCUGUAUAUGACAACUUCAAGAUUGCGCCAGCCAAGCAGAAGUUCAAACUCACUAUUGGCACAUACAGAGGAAACGCAGGUGAUGCUAUGACCUACCACCAAGGCCGGCCCUGGACUACCGUGGACUCGGAUAAUGAUAUCGCCCUCGGUAACUGUGCCCUUACUCACCGUGGAGCCUGGUGGUACAAAAACUGUCACCUGGCCAACCUCAACGGAAAGUGGGGAGACACCAGGCACAGUUUGGGAGUGAACUGGGAGCCGUGGAAGGGCCACCUGACAUCCCUUGAUUUCACUGAGAUGAAGAUCCGACCUGUGGGAGCCAUGACCAGCAGGAAGAGACGAUCGCUGACAGCCAGAGAGAACAAAACCAAAAGUGUCCAAAAGAUAUAAAAGAGCAGCUUGCACCAAAACUGCACGGUCAUUUUCGAUACAAUUAACCCAUCCACGUAAUAAAUUGUGUGUGUGAUGACAUGAAUAUGUCUAGGUGCUCUAACCACACAAGAUUUCCCUCUGAUCAACAUCCCUGUAUGCAUCUUACCUCCAAAAUGCACACUUCUAUGCCGAAGGAAAAUGCUCAUAUCUAAUAGUAACUUAUUAUCUGUUCAUAUAAAACAGGAUCAGAAAGCUUGAGUGGGAUUAUGAGUAAGAGGCAGAUAGAAACUAGAGUUGUUUUGAAGUGUACCAAAGAUGAACAUUUAAGUCUUUCAGUUAGAAUGCAGUUGUGGUUUUAAAAGCUCCUGUUUCACUGAUUAUGGUUGGAACUUUGAUUCAAAAUCAGGAAACAGAUGAUAUAAGUUGAACGAACAGAGAAAACAAAUUUCUUUCAUUUUAAUGCAUUCAUUUUUUUCUUAUUUUAAAGCCUCAGAGCAGCAGCCGAGGCAGUUUGUAUUAUAAUUGUUUAUUGUA